Siniperca chuatsi (mandarin fish) is the source of this 1606-nucleotide messenger RNA. RefSeq names its product translocase of inner mitochondrial membrane 10 homolog (yeast) (gene timm10). The transcript has 2 exons. Bases 180 to 446 code for a protein of 88 amino acids. Gene Ontology annotation, biological process: protein insertion into mitochondrial inner membrane. Gene Ontology annotation, cellular component: mitochondrial inner membrane. The record is from RefSeq and is a predicted model, not a curated record. NCBI's taxonomy places the organism in Eukaryota, Metazoa, Chordata, Actinopteri, Centrarchiformes, Sinipercidae.
UUGACAGCGGAAGUGUGAGCGGAGCCGGUACACACGUGUUGUCUUGAGGAUUUGAAGGUUAAAGAAGAAGAAGAAGCAGCAGCAGCGGGUGGGUUUCUUGUUGGCUAUCCGCUGGAGAGAGUCACCAGGACGGCGUGUUUGUGGUUAAAGCCAGGUGUGAGCAGCAGUGAAACGCAGACAUGGAUCCCAUGAAGGCACAGCAGCUUGCAGCGGAGCUGGAGGUGGAAAUGAUGGCUGACAUGUACAACCGAAUGACCAACGCCUGCCACAGGAAGUGUGUACCGCCGCAUUACAAGGAGGCAGAGCUGACGAAGGGCGAGUCGGUGUGCCUGGACCGCUGCGUGGCCAAGUACAUGGACCUUCACGAGAGGCUGGGACGCAAGCUGACAGAGCUCUCGGUCCAGGACGAGGAAGUGAUGAGGAAGGCGGCUGUGGGCAGCGGAUAGAGACGCUGAUGAAGGGAACAAAGUGGAGCAUUGUGGGGGAUUGCAAGGUUAUGGGGUGGGGUUGGCAUAUCUGGUUUCUCUAAGAUGAGAAACUUGUGUUUUUAAUGAGUGGGUGGGUUUUGUUGGGGAAAUGAAAAAAAAUGUAAAAUGAUUGCUGUUGAGGGCCCACUGAGACUACGACCUCUACUGCAGCAGAGGACGAGACAUGGGACAGGGCCGGAGGAAUCACCGGAGGACUUGGUGGAACGACAGCACGAGGACGUCUCGAGGCCGCUCACAGCGGUCCACCCGCCUUUCUGGACGUGUCGGAUUAGUUUUCCAUUCAUCUUGGCCCGCUCCUCAAGAAGUCACUUGAAAAUUGACUGGAAAGGAGAAAGGCCGGGGACAUGUAAUAUUAUUUCUAAGUCAUACUUUGUGAUUGUUUUAGCUGCUUGGAGUGCAAGAAAGGUGCUGCUUCUACUGCAGAAACUCAAAUACUUUGUUUAAAGCUUUGUGGUAGCAGCUGGUGUUUGGGGCAGGUCAAAACAAACACUAAGAAUGAUUUGCAUUUAGUCUUUGUUCCCAAAUCACCCUUCACACAGGUGAUUUGUUUUCCUUUUUUAAAAAGGGGGUGAAAGUAACCACGGGCCCUCUUAAGGUGAUAUCUUAACAUGAUAUUCAGGUAGAAAUACAUUGUUCAGUUACAAGUUGUCUGUUAUGCAGACAAAGUAGUGUCAGUUCUGUAGGAAACCUUGAAAUACAGUGAAUCAAAUACAUGGAUCAGGGCGUGCACUGAAUUAAUUCUGGAUUAUACAGACACUAUGCAUAGUUUCCUCUCUGUGGGUGCUGUGUUGGCUCGGAAUCAGACGGCCAGCCAGGCCGUUCUGGCUGCAUGGACGUGUGUUGAAGAUGGACUGAACUUUGCUCAUUUGUCAUGCUUGUGUAGACUGUGUUGUGCUGUGUGUCAGUGGACCAUGUUUUUGACUGUGAAACAUUUUUAUUUUAUUUUUUUUCCCGCCCGUGCUAACCACUGUGUCAGUGUCUCAGCUUCGUAUCUGCAUAUUGGAGAAGCUGCACAGUGUUUUGUUGUUAUAAAUGAAUCUAAUAAAACAAUGUCAUCCUUCAUCUUAAUGUCACCAGUGUUGCCAAAAGGAUAUUAAAGUCUUCUCCUCUGUCCCACA